AUGGUCACCACAAUUAAUUCUUCAAUUGACGUGGAACGUCUAACUCAUGAGCAUACUAUGUCUUUCUUCGAAGUAUGUGUAUUUGGUGAACAACAGCCAUGGAAAGAUCACCUGGAAUUGCAUGAUGUUGGGAAUAAAAUAGUAAAAAAAUUGAAGGGUUUCCCUCUUGCAGCAAAAACAGUAGGUAGAUUACUAAGAAACCAGCUUACUUUGGACCACUGGACAAGAGUUGCAGAAAGUAGAGAAUGGGAAUUACAGACCAAUGACGAUGACAUUAUGCCAGCUCUAAAGCUUAGUUAUGAUUAUCUCCCUUUUCAUUUACAACAAUGUUUUUCCUAUUGUGGGUUGUUUCCAGAAGAUUAUGAAUUUGGUAGCAAAGAGUUGGUUCACUUUUGGAUAGGAUUAGGCAUUUUAGGAUCACUUGAUCAGGCCAAAAGAACUGAAGAUGUUGCACUAUGCUAUUUAAACGACUUGGUAAAUCAUGGAUUUUUAAGAAAGAAUGAAAAAGAAAAUGGUCCUCGUUAUGUUAUCCAUGACCUACUGCAUAACUUGGCGGUGACAGUUUCAUCAUAUGAAUGCCUUAGCAUAUAUAGUUCUAACGUGCGAACCAUACAAAUUCCUGCAUCCGUGCGUCACUUGUCCAUCAUUGUAGAUAAUACCGAUGUCAAAGAUAUAACCACUUUUAAAGAAUACAACAGUUAUUUGAGUGCAAUACGUAAAAGAUUGAAAGUUCAGAACUUACACACUUUGGUGUUGUUUGGUGAAUGCCAUGGAAACUUUGCCAAAACUUUUAGGGGUUUAUUUAGGGAAGCUAGAGCCUUACGCACUAUUUUUCUGUCUGGUGCAUCAUAUUCUGUGGAUGAUGUGUUGCUGGACUUUUCAGAACUUGUCCAUCUCCGCUACCUAAGGAUCAAAUCAGUUCGUAAUAAGGACAUGUGCUUACCUAGUGCAUUGUUUAGAUCAUAUCACUUAGAGGUAAUUGAUAUAGAAAGUUGGGGCGGCAGCUUUGGUUCAACAAGUCAAAUGAGCAAUCUCGUAAACUUGCGUCAUUUUUUCGUGCCGAAACAUAGACUUGAACUUCACUCUAGCAUAUGUGAGGUUGGGAAACUUAAAUUCCUAGAGGAACUGAGGAGAUUUGAAGUGGGAAAAGAAACCAAGGGUUUUGAACUAAGUCAACUAGGAGAACUGACAGAGCUUGGAGGAUCACUUGGCAUUUAUAAUCUCGAAAAGGUGCAGAAAAAAGAUGAGGCAAAUGAACUAAAACUGGUACACAGAAACCACUUGCACAAGUUAAUACUGGAUUGGUUUAUUGAUAGACCUAACAAGAAUGCAGAACAAGAAGAGAAUGUCAUCGAAAGUCUCGUACCACACAGUAAUCUGCGAGACCUAUGCAUUAAAGGACAUGGAGGUGCUAAUUGCCCAUCAUGGUUGGGCAGGUACCUCUCGGUUGAAAAUUUAGAAUCUCUUUCCCUAUGUGACGUAUCUUGGAGCACACUUCCCCCUCUAGGGAAGUUGGGGUUCGUUGAUGCUCCUGGUGAAGACUGGCACGGUCAUGUCUCAAGCCAAAGUUUCCAUAUUUUGAAAAGACUAGAAAUAAUUAACAUACCAAAACUACAAAAAUGGGCUGGAAAUGAACCUUGUCAUUUGUUCUCUGUUCUAGAGGUGGUCAUCAUUAUAGAUUGCCCUGAACUCGUGGAAUUGCCAUUUUCACACCCUACUAGCCAUCGAGCAAAGCACGAUGAGAAUAUGUCCUGGUUUCCUAAACUACGGGAGCUCAAGGUUAUACGCUGCCCCAAAUUGGCGUCAUUGCCUCCAAUCCCUUGGACUCAAGCUCCGUGCUCUGCUGAGAUAAGUCAAGCAGGGUGUGCUUUUGAGGAGCUAGUGUACUGGAAGAACUACAAUUCGGAAUUGAGUUUGAAAGUUGAGGGAAAAGAUGGUCAGCAUGCUGCGUUGUGGAACUUGUUGGCUUUCCAUAAUCUGGCUGAUCUGAAAGAGAUGGAGGUGGAGAAGUGCCCUCCCCUGCCACUGAUUCACCUCCAAAAGCUAAAAUCUCUCAAGUCCCUCACGAUAACCGGUAUGAGCAACUCGUUGCUGCUGUUUGAAGAUGAAGGCUAUAAUACUGAAUGCCCGCUUCCAGUUGAACAAAUAAAGAUCAAGGAGUGUGAUGCUAAUGGGAAGGAACUGACACAAAUGUUAUCUCAUUUCCCGAAGCUCACUAAGUUGGAAGUGAGAAGUUGUGAGAAGAUAACAGAGAUUGGCGUGGCGGAGCUUCAGACGGAGAUGACGACACCAUCAUCUUCAGGUAAUGAAAUUGAAACUGAGCAUGCACAAGCUGAACAGCAUCAGACAAAAGGAGAAGAGGUAGAAGAUGCAGCAGCAGGAGGAGGAGGUCUGCUGCUCCUGCCUCGGCAACUACAGGAGUUGCGCAUCUCUGGUUGCAGAGGGCUGCGGUUACUCUCCGAUUCACUUGGCAAGGACAGCACACACGGAGGAGGGCUUCAGAGUCUUUGCUCCCUCCAAUUGUUCGGCAUACUUGAUUGCCCCAGGUUCCUCUCGUCCUAUUCGUCCUCCGCCUCAUCUUGUUUCCCCUUCCCGACCUCCCUGCAACAACUCGCGCUGUGGGGCGUGGAGGGCAUGGAGACGCUGGUUCCCCUCUCAAAUCUCCUCUCUCUCACCGAUUUAACCGUGCAUAACUGUGGGGAUCUAAGAGGCGACGGCUUAUGGCCUCUCGUCACCCAGGGGCGCCUCACACAAUUACGCAUCUCUGGAACCCCAAAAUUCUUCACUGGUUCUGAGCCCUCACGGCCACAUGACCAAGAGAUUCCUUCCUCUUCAUCCAAACUAGAAUUUCUCUUGACGGAUGACUUGACGGGAGUCCUUACCGUGCCCAUCUGCAGACUCCUCUCUUCCUCCCUCACCCAAUUAAUCUUUUGGGAUAACAAAGAGAUGGAGCGCUUCGCAGAGGAGCAAGAGGAGGCCCUUUACCUCCACGGUUCCCUCCAGAAACUUGUGUUUUCUCACUGCACGAAGCUGCAGCGUCUCCCUGCGGGGCUAACCAAACUUGCCAGCCUCAACAUAUUACGGAUCUGGUCGUGUCCAGCCAUCCAAUUGCUGCCCAAGGACGGACUGCCAACUUCUCUGCAAGAAUUAGAGAUCAGUAACUGUCCUGCCAUCAAAUCUCUGCCCAAGAACGGCCUGCCAAGUUCACUACGAAAAUUAGAGGUUCCUUAUGGCAUCAGCGAGGAGCUUAAAAGGCAGUGCCGCAAGUUAAAAGGAACCAUUCCAAUAAUCAAAGACUACGAUGACUAA
Messenger RNA from Triticum turgidum subsp. durum (durum wheat), 3309 nucleotides. The record is from the annotation of a GenBank genome assembly. Lineage: Eukaryota; Viridiplantae; Streptophyta; Magnoliopsida; Poales; Poaceae.